This is a messenger RNA of Hyposmocoma kahamanoa, 610 nucleotides long. RefSeq lists its product as uncharacterized. The coding region runs from base 120 to 473 and encodes 117 amino acids. The transcript has 2 exons. NCBI's taxonomy places the organism in Eukaryota, Metazoa, Arthropoda, Insecta, Lepidoptera, Cosmopterigidae. The record is from RefSeq and is a predicted model, not a curated record.
CUCGCGCGCCGCAUCACUCGCACGCCCGCAGCCGAAGCCCGCGCAAGCGCCGAUACUCAAUCGCGAAUUUAUUGAUCUAUUUUCUUUCUCAUUAAUAACUUUUUUAAUUAAUCGUCACAAUGUACAAAUCCUUGGUAUUAUUGUGUGUGGUGUUCUGUGUAGUAACUGAAGCCAGACCUAAAUGGCAAUUCCUGCCUCCAAGAGACGGCUAUAUCCCCGUGUACAUCAGACCAGGAGACACUCCUCUAGAAGAGAUUAACCCUGAUCUAGCUGAGGCCUUCCACGCUCUACCUGCUGGAAGAAGCGCUGGCAAGAACCUCGAUGCAGAAAUCCCGGAACAAGCCGAUCAACCACGAGAAGAGCCGGAGACACCCGAGGAGUCCAUCGUCGACAGACGUCCAUACGAAAAGAAUUUUUUUGAAAAGAAAACUAAAAAAGCAACUGAGAUUGUAAAGCCUAUCGAACGCAGUUAGAUAUAAUCUUACUUUACUUUAGAUUUUCUACAUUUUGUAUGCAAAAAUAAUUGGUUACUUUAGACACCAAAUUCACAGUGAUAAGUUAUUACGAUUCUUAGUUUCAUGGUGGAAGGCACUAUGUAAACGAAACUUCC